CUUUCCUCUUUCCUUCUCUUCUGCGAGGCUUGCUGUGCCUUCUUUCGUCGUAUGGCUUGUUUAGGCGGGUUUUGACUGAAAUGGAUUUCUUAGUGCAUCGAGCGGGAACAACUUGAUAAAAUGGUGUUGGCUGAUCUUAUCGAGUUUUGCCAGGAAAGAGGAUUACCCACCGAAGGCACCAAAGCUGAACUGAUCGAUAACCUUUUGUUUUGGAAACAAUACACACGACCAACACCUGCUCCGAGUACACCGGAACUUCCUGCGCGAUCUCUGGCACCCAACGACCAACAGCCAGGACAACGACUACAACUCAACUCGCGCGAUUUCUCGGCCUUGUUUCUCGAUGAUACCCCUGGUUUGGAUAUUCCUUAUAAUGCCAUGAUCAUAGGACCCAAAUUAGGCAGCGGCGGAUUCAAAGAUUGCUAUGCGGGCGAAUACAAGGGAGAAACAGUAGCGAUUGGUGAACUGAGGUUAACCGAUUUUACCCACGUCGAUUUGGCGGAGAUCAAGCAUGAAAUCAAUGUCUUAAAACAGCUGCGUCAUGAAAACGUGAUCAAAUUUAUUGGCGUGUGCACUCAUCCAAAACAUCUGUGCAUCGUGACAGAACUGUGCUCCAAGGGGGAUUUGUUUGACGUUAUACGCAAAUACAAAAAACCGAGUUUUGCUCAACAGGUGAUGUAUAUGCAUGAUAUUGCCAUGGGGGUUUCCUAUUUGCACACGCGAAGGCCAUCGAUUAUCCACCGAGAUCUCAAAUCAAUGAAUAUACUGAUUUCCGAGGAUGAACGCGCCAAAGUCAACGAUUUUGGCUUGGCACGUAUUCGACCUAAAGCAAAUGCAUUGAUGCACACUCAGUGUGGCACACCCAACUGGCAAGCCCCGGAAUUCUGGACAUCCAAUCCCAGUUACACCGAAAAGGUCGAUGUGUAUGCAUGUGGUUUAAUAUUUUGGGAAAUUUUAAGCUGGGGUGUCUAUGGUUAUCCUUUUCAGGAAUUGUCCGAGCAUGCUCUUUACGUCGAGGUCAAGGAACGCAACAUGAGGCCACCAACUGCCGAAUUAUUCCACAUGUAUCCAAGGACCCUAAUGAACCUUAUCACGGAUAUGUGGACGGGCGAUCCUGUUCGGCGCCCGAGUAUGGCAAACGUUGUAGAAAGACUUUCCACUUAUUUGAACUGAACCAAAACAAGCAAAACCCCUUUGCCCGUGAACCCAAUUAUUACCACCCAUCAUCAUAUCAUUUCUUACCAUUGAUUGAUUUAUAUAUUGUAACAAAACAUGUUUUUUUUUAUUG
Radiomyces spectabilis is the source of this 1288-nucleotide messenger RNA. Its product is annotated as kinase-like domain-containing protein. Bases 121 to 1173 code for a protein of 350 amino acids. Gene Ontology annotation, biological process: protein phosphorylation. The transcript has 16 exons. The record is from RefSeq and is a predicted model, not a curated record. NCBI's taxonomy places the organism in Eukaryota, Fungi, Mucoromycota, Mucoromycetes, Mucorales, Radiomycetaceae. Gene Ontology annotation, molecular function: protein kinase activity; ATP binding.